Messenger RNA from Ictalurus furcatus (blue catfish), 7329 nucleotides. RefSeq names its product TAR (HIV-1) RNA binding protein 1 (gene tarbp1). Bases 237 to 5036 code for a protein of 1599 amino acids. The transcript is spliced from 29 exons. Lineage: Eukaryota; Metazoa; Chordata; Actinopteri; Siluriformes; Ictaluridae. Gene Ontology annotation, molecular function: tRNA (guanine) methyltransferase activity; RNA binding. The record is from RefSeq and is a predicted model, not a curated record. Gene Ontology annotation, biological process: tRNA methylation.
AUAAAUGAGAGACUUUAGUAAUUUAGUAUGAAUAUUUAGUAUAUAGUUAUUUAUUAUUAUUAUUAUUAGUAGUAGUAGUAGUAGUGUUAUUACUUUUUUCUUUCCCUGCCAAGCUACUGCCCACACUCCAGUCCAGUAGAUGGCGGUAAUGCACCUUAAGUUGGUUUUCCAACCACCAUUAAAACCAAAAGAAGAAGAAGAAGAAGACAAGGCAGCGUGUGGAAUUCUUCAACAACAUGUCUACUUUUUUGGUCAAGGUUUUGGUGUCACAAUGUCAUGAUAUCGAGCGUACACUGGACAUGUUAUGCUGGCCGAGUUGUUCGUGGCCGGAAGUAGAGCGGGUUGAAGCCCUUGGUUUAUUUAUCAGAGAGCUUGUCCUCAACUCGCACUCCAGUGCAGAGGUUUAUAAUGGGUUUAAGACCAAGGAACGUUUUAUUUGUAAAGUGCAAUCAGUUAUCUGGAACCACUGUGUACCACUGCUGAAAAUGAUCUCAAGUGAGAACAUUGCAUCUCGGGAGGAAAGUGUUCCCCAAACUAGUAAGAGGAAGGAGAUGCUCCAUGCCACUUGUGCACUUCUUCUGAUCUGUGUGAGGGAGUGUGAGACUGACUCCCUGGAGGAAAUAGCACGUUUUGUUUUACCUGCGUUGUCAGGAAAGACUGACAGACAUGGGGACACGCAGCAGUUGGAUGUUGAUGUGGCCAUAGAAGUUCUGGCAGUAUUGCUCUCAGGUGUUUCAUCCAAUCCUGCCUUAGCUAAGAAAUCCCUGUCCUGUACUCUUUGUAGUGUGAAGGAGCUUUCAGACACUUGGGUGUCCAAAAUCAUUGUCCGUAUCUGGUUCACGUGUCUUAACUCCUCGAAUAGAGAAAUGCAAGCAGACCUUCUCUCUUACCUUUGGGGGGAUUUACUGGCCUGGUGUGAGCUGGAGGGCACAGAAGUGGUGACUGCACGCCUUCUGCUAUGCCUUACUGCCCUUUCUGACUUCCUCUUCUCGGUGGAUGAAAGGAGCUCCAACCCAGAGAUGUCUCACACUUUCUUCAGAGUGGUCCAAGCUGGACUUGUACACAAGGACACUGUGUCUCGGAAGAGGGCACUUUAUCUACUGAAUAGAUGUGUCUCGCUGGCAGAGGCACACGAUGGACAUAUUAAUAUGUGUGAGACAGAAGAAUUUUUUUUCAAAUGGAAAGCAGAGCAAAGAUCAGUGCUUCGAGAGUUUUGGGAUGCGUACGCCCUGGUCCUGGAGACUCUUGAGGAAUACCAGAUCCAUGUGAUUCGACCUGUACUAAGCCGAAUUGACAUGCUUGUCAAAACAAUUUCAACAGAUACUCAAGGCAGUGGACUGAUUCAUCCAUCCUGGUUACUGUGUGUGUAUCAGCGCAUGUUCCACAGUGAGAACAAGGCUGUAAUAAAGGAGGGAGUCACUCAUCUGUUAGGGCUACAAAUGCUUCAGCAUCCUUUUUUUGCCCUUGCUUUCUCCCAGUUUGUUGUAGGUCCCUUCAUGGAUGUCCUAGCUGAGAACUGGCUGUACCAGAGGUCUCCUAAACAAAGCAUUGGAGAAUGUCCAGAACUAGGUGUGAAACUGCAGAAUUUCCUGGUGAUGUUCUUCAGCAGUUUGCCUGAGGACAGACAAGGAUCAGUGUUACUGCAGAUGCUCAAACAUUUGAGCUCUCGACGGUGGUGUUCUAUCCCUCUGCUAUUCCUUUCUCAAGCCCUGUCCUGCUUGUCACCCAGCCCUCUUCUGAAAGCAGAUGGUCUACAUGUACUCAGAGAGGUGCUUGGCUGCACUAUGGUCACUCACCACAUCCUACUAAGAGGGGCCAUCCAGUGCUUCCUGCUUCACACUGUUCUCCAACUGUGUGAUCUGUCAGUGGUGUCCCUGGAUGAAGUAUUUGCUUUUCUAGCACUUUUCCGAGCUGAGGAGUGCCUGUGUCCAGGCACAACAAUUUGGGAAAAGCUUUCUGAUUGGUUGCUGGCUAACGAGGGCCAUUUUUGGACUGCUGUGACUUCCACCAAUGUUUCCCCACAGAAAAUCUCAGCCCACAGCUACAACUCUUUAAAAACCUUCCUGACCAGACCAGUUAGCUCAGAUCAGGCAGACAGAGUAGGCGAGGCUGAAUCGCUAGCUCGCAGCCUCCUCCUCUCUGCAGACCUGAACUGGAGGAGAAGAGAGGAGCAGGGUCCUGAGUACAUGAGACUGGAACAGCUUUUCGGCCCUCUGCUCGAUAUCCUGCACCGGCUCAACACCAGCGUUUACUUGCCGCUGUGCAAGUCCGAUAAGAGUCUCCAGCUCAUGUUCAGACUUCUGCUGCUUCUUGACAAAAACGUAGAGAUGGGAAUGGAGAAUGAAGGUAAGAUGGCAGUUGCCUUGACACAGCUGCUGUUGGUUGUGGCAGAACCGGUUCAAGAGUUCAUACUAAGAAGGCUGAGUGGAGAACUACAGGAGUUGUCUGAUAUAGGCAGGGCAAAUCUGUAUCUGUCUCUUCUACGGGUGCUGAUAAAAACCUACUGCAAAGUCCCAGGCUACAGCUCUACAUUACAGAAAAACUACGUGUCCAGACUCACUGUAAACUGUGUGAGACUUCUCAAUGAGCCAUCUGAACAGAAUCCAUGUAUUGCUGGACAAGUGCAAAAAGCAGUUAGCAUGGCAACAUUAGCCUUGCUAUGUGAGCUGGCUGAUCAGUGUCUGUUUCACUCCCAGUCUGAGGCCAUGAGAUCGCUUUGCUCGCUCACUGCUUAUUUCUGUCCAUCUUCAUCCUCUUUAUCCACACCUCAGUCCUUUAACCAGACCUUACCGAAGCCUUCCUCUACAGCCGACAUCGCCGACUGUCCAUAUGGUGACCCACUUCUGAGAGACUGGAGCAGAGUGGUAGCUUACUUCAUCAGAGACCAGUGGACAUGCAUCUGUUUCCUUCAGAAGUUUGCGGAGACUCCCAGAGCUACAGAGGCCUUCCAGGCUGCUGUUGAGGCUCUUUCCUUGCUGCCAAGUGAUUUGGUGCUGCCUGUACUGGACUUUAUGUGUGCAGCUUUACCACAGGUUCUCCAUAAUGAGGCCUUAUGUGUGGAAGCAGUAUCUGUGUCCUGGACACUGGUACAUGCCUUGAGUACAAAUGCUCAUGACUUCUGGCCUGUCCUGCGGGCUUUUGUACGCUUGGCUUUCCACCGCAGCUUCCUCGAGCUACAGGAUGUUCAAAGCCACAAGAUAACUGCCUGCAUCCAACAGGUUACAUGUGAGCUGAUUGAGCUCUCCCAGGCUAGGUUGGGAGUUUUUAAUGUGCUGAUUCAGCACUGCUGCAACACCUGGCUUCCCUCUGACCCUAACGGUCACACAGACACCGUUUUCCAAAGUGCUUUAAAUCAUUUGGACAUACUGACUGAGGCUUGCAUCUAUGGACCGCUCUACAGAAGAGAUCAAAGGCUACUUCAGGAGGUUCAAACUUAUGUAGAACAGCUUGGGGAAGAGCUUGCAGCAAAUGUGGUGAUUAACAGUUGGAAUAGGGAUGAUCAGUUCCCACGCGUGUGUGUUUUGGCCUUUCUGAGUCGUCUUGAAUCAUACAAUACUCUACACCAGAGGCUGAUGGAGAAGCUAGUGCAGUGCUUACUGAAAAAGGAUAAGGACAUAUCAAAGUCAAAAGUGCGUUAUUAUAAUAACUCUAUGCAGCACAGAGUAAAGAAUAGGGUGUGGCAAACGUUGCUGCUCCUCCUGCCCAAGUUGAGGCCGGAGUUUGUGGUGGAGUACAUGUUUGGCCUGGUGUGUGAGGCAGGCUUUGGCAACAACCAGCCUUCUGUCAAGUACCUGAUCGAGUGGGCCCUGAUUCUGAUCCUCCACCAGAACCCCUCUCAUAUUCAGCAUCUGUGGAUCUGCUUUAAUGUGGAUGAGGAGAAAACAAAGACAAGCGUCUGCACAUUCCUUUCUGUCUUGGUGCACCUGGGCAUCCUGCUCCCUAAGCUAGAGGAUAAGGCAAGGCAUUGGCAGAAGGCUGUAGAGGUGAUUUUACUGUGGUGUUUCAGUCAUAACUUCACUGUCCGGCUGUAUGCAUUGCUGGCUCUGAAAAGAGUGUGGGGUUUAGAGGGGGCACGACUCCUGGCUGAAAAUGAACAGAGCAGUUCGGCGUCUCUGCAGGGACUAGCAACAGUUGUUGAGGCCUGCCUACAUCAAGCUGAGGUCAUGCAGAACACUGGCAAUGCCGUAAAGAACUGGUCCAGAAUACAGGAGCAUUUUUUCUUCAGUGCCUUUCAUCCUCUUGAUGAUUACAGUGUAGAGACAAUUUUCCACACAUUCCCGAUUCUGUCAGAAUUGGCAGAGGAUGAGUACAUUCCAGUGUGGAAGUUUGAGAAGCUGGUGGACUUUCAAGACAGUUCGUCUGUACCUUUGAAAAAUCCAGGCAGAGAGCUGAGGGAGCUGCAGCCUAGUGACUGGGUUCAGCAAGAUAGAGGUGAGUUGGAACAAGAAGAGCGCUGGGCAGAUGUACAGAAAAAGAUUGCCCCUUGGAGUCUGAAUGUGCAGGAGGUGGAGCCACACCUUGUGGCCCAGCAGAGAGUAGCACGUCUGGGUAAACUUACCACCGCCCUCCUGGUGGUCGCCUCACUUAUUGACAAGCCCACAAACCUGGGUGGUCUUUGUCGAACUUGUGAAAUCUUUGGAGCCGGUGCUCUGGUGCUGGGUAGCCUGCAUCACGUCGGUGACAAACAGUUCCAAGCCCUGAGUGUCUCUUCUGAGCUGUGGCUUCCUCUGGUGGAGGUGAAGCCCAUGGACCUGGCAGGUUUUCUGCAGCAGAAGCAAAGAGAAGGUUACAGUAUCAUCGGAGUAGAACAGACAGCCAACAGCCAGAGUUUGCAAAACUAUAGGUUUCCAGAGAAGACCCUAUUACUGUUAGGGAAUGAACGAGAGGGUAUUCCUGCUAACCUCCUGCAGUUGUUGGACGUAUGUGUGGAGAUUCCUCAGCAGGGAGUGACACGUUCUCUCAAUGUGCAUGUGAGCGCUGCCUUACUGGUGUGGGAGUACACCAGACAGCACUUGGGUCCUGACCAAUCCUCUUAAGUACUUUAAAUCUAAUCCAUCGGAGAUUUGUCCUUCCAAUAUCAACAUGCUCUGACAACUACUAAAGAAGGCAUGAUGAUACUGGAGGUUGGGCUCUCCAGUACCGCUCAAGUGAAAUCCUAAGCAAAACGUGUGUGCUUCAUUAACCAGCCCCAAAAAGCUGUGGCUCAGGUGGUAGAGCGGGUUGUCCACUAAUCAUAGGUUUGGCGGUUCAAUUCCAGGCCCACGUGUCCCCACAUGCAGAAGUGUACUUGGGAAGACACUGAACCCCAAGUUGCUCCCGAUGGCAGGCUAGCACCUUGCAUGGCAGCUCUGCUACCAUUGGUGAGAGUGUGUGUGUAUGAAUGGGUGAAUGAGACCGCUACGUUAAAAAAAGCGCUAAAUAUAUGCAGACCAUUUACUUGAAUACGCUUUGAAUUUGUUUGCUUAUUAUUUGAAGUUUGACAACGUGUGCAGCUCUUUGGUCUAUGUUUUUAGAAAGAUUUGACUGGUCACACACACACACACGCACACAAAAACAAACAAAAAAACUCUCUUCUUUUGUAAAAGAAUAUUUAGAGAAUAUGAGGUGAAUAAUUAUAACAAAUAAAACUAUGACAAAAUGUUUUUGUUUAGACUUUGUUUCUUAAGACUGAUAUAUAUUUUUUUAUAUAUAUAAAACUUUUAAAGGCAUUAUGACGCCACACAUGGAAGUAUGUGCUAAAAACAUAGGCCUACUUUAAAAGUAUGUAUGUUUAAAACUGGGAUGCUGAAAACGCUGACCCAAUUGUGGGAAAUGAAGCAUCUGAGUCGAUAGCUUGUUUAAAGGCACUGGCUGGCAUUAUUUACUUCUCUUGUGUAAUUUGACGAUUUGCUCAUUUGUUUGAUUUUCCAGCUGUGUCAGCUGAAGAAAUGUAUUCAUGCACAUGUUAUGUCUCUUCCGCCCCUCUCUACACACACCUGCGAUUUCCACAAGGUUCAAAGAGGAAUGAAGGAAGCAAGGAAGGGAGGGAGGGAGGGAGGGAUCUUGCAGACACACAGCUCCAACCCACAAUUUAAUAUGUAUGCUUUUUCUUCAGUUCAUUUUGCCCAUGCCUAAAUGGCCACAUUCGUGCGAACACUAACGCGGAGAGAUUCGGAAUACUUUCUUUCUUUCUUUCUGUUUUUUUUAAAUACUUCUUUUGGAAUCUUCGAGUCGAUGAAAAUGAACGUACCAGACAACAUAUGGUUGGAUGCCAGCGAGCCUUUGCUGGGUGAAACGCGACUCUCGUGGAGAAACUCGACGAGUUCCGUGAUGUCUAUUUUCCCGCGUGGGAAGCUGCUGCUGGAGGUCCUCAUGGUGCUCAUGUGUGUCGGCGCGGUCACUGGUGCGGUCGUGUAUUUCUGUUCUCUUUCUUUUCUUUUUUUUUCCCUGCACAAUUAUUUAAAAUAAUUAUAACGUUAAGUAGUAUUUGAAUUGUUUGUUAAUAGAAUACUUGGUCCUGCUGGUUUCUUUAGGACAGUUAUAAAUCUGCUUUGGUUACUCUUAUCUAGUUUCAGAAGUUUGUGGUAUGACUUUCGUACCAAAUCCUAGACGAGAAUGGACCACAAGAAGUCUUUUAACAAGCUAUUGAACAUGGAACAGUAAUAGACGUUUUACUCUGUUGUAUAUAUGUUGAUAUAAACUUUAUUUCUGUACUUUUAAGUCAUGGAAGUAUUAACUGUAGUUAUUGUUUAAGUGACCUUAUGCGGGUUCUUUCUUUAUGCAUUUUUAGUAAACUCCCACUUUACAAUGCAUUUAAUCCAGUAUUAGUACCAUUAACCCUCAUGUUCUGUUCAACUCAUUUCUCUAUUGAAAAUGAAAUGGGAUAAAAGUUACAUUUAUAUGAAUUUGCUUCAUUCCUCUAUUGUAUUUAGAAAUAUUACCCAAUGAAUUUUUGGACAUAGAUAUGGACUUGCAAUAUCCGUCGACACCAACCACUUUUUGUCUUAUUUGCGCUCAUACCAGAUUACACGGCUGCUGGUAGGAGCAUCUCCUCAUGAGAAGUGGUUUUGUGUGUCUUUACUGUUCCCCAAAUACAUGUCACAGAUGCAUUCAAAGUAGGCCAUUUCAAAUACAAUGAUCUGCCCAAAUUCAAUAUGAUCUGUGAACAGUACAUUCCUUGCGAAGUAGCAAAUAGAACACAAGGGUUAAUAGUAACUUAAAUUUACUGUAUAGAUUUCACUGCUCUUUUCUAGUUGGUGUUUCCAUUUAUCUGAGAAUAAGAGAAUACUGUAUUUUCCUCUGCUCUGACUCUGUUUAAAUGUAAAGUCUUUUAAAUUUCUGUUUGUUAGG